Molecule: messenger RNA, 495 nt
Organism: Trichomonas vaginalis G3
Lineage: Eukaryota; Parabasalia; Trichomonadida; Trichomonadidae
Product: Rho GDP-dissociation inhibitor protein
Exons: 1
Coding region: 1-495 (164 amino acids)
Biological process (GO): Rho protein signal transduction
Cellular component (GO): cytoplasm; cytosol; membrane
Molecular function (GO): protein binding; Rho GDP-dissociation inhibitor activity
Source: RefSeq, a predicted model, not a curated record
AUGUCUCAACCAGUUGAUGAGUCCCUCGAGAAGUGGAAGAAGGAACUUGAAGGCGAUAAGGAUGAUCCACGUGCCAAUCCAGCUGACGAUCCACGCCGUUUCAUUUUGAAUUCUUUCAAGGUUGUUAUCGAAAAUGGUGAAACAUACGAAUUCGAUUUCACAAAGGACGGUCUUGAGAAGGCUGCCAAGACACCUUAUAUUCUUAAGGAAGGAGAUACAUUCCACUACGAACUUAAAUUCCAUGUUCAUCAUGAAUUCCUUUAUCGUGUAAUGCUUAUCCAGAAGAGCAAGAAGACCCUCGGUUCUAAUGAACAAGAAUUCGAAAUCGGUAACUUCCCACCAAAGAUUGCUGAAUUAGAAAAAAUUAUUCCAGAUUGCGAAGUCCCAGCAGGAUUUAUCGCUCGUGGCAAGUACGAUGUCCUUAACACAAUUGUUGAUUCCAAGGGCACAAAGCUUUUCGAAUUCAACUCCAAGUUCGAAGUCGUUAAGGCUUAG